UUUUAGCUUCCCCCAUCCUGCAAGGCCACUCAACCAUGUGCGAGCUGGAGUAAUCUUUAUUCACAAUGUCUCUACAAAGGCUCAUGCAACAGAGCUGCAAUGGCAAUUUGGUGGACUACAGUGCUGGUCCAGCAUAUAACUCUUACUCCCCGCUCACGGGCAGCUUCCGAAUGGAUGAUAAUAGAAGGAUUCAAAUGCUGGCAGACACUGUGGCUACUUUGCCUCGGGGAAGAAAGCAGCUUGCUUUGACGAGAUCAAGUUCUUUAGGUGACUUUUCCUGGUCUCAAAGAAAGCUCAUUACCGUGGAAAAGCAAGAUAAUGGAACGUUUGGAUUUGAAAUUCAGACUUACAGGCUGCAGAACCAGAACCUGUGCUCCUCAGAGAUGUGCACUCUGAUUUGCAAAAUCCAGGAGGACAGCCCAGCACACUAUGCUGGCCUGCAAACUGGUGAUGUCCUUGCAAAUAUCAAUGGCGUGAACACAGAAGGCUUUACCCACAAACAAGUUGUUGACCUGAUCAGAUCUUCAGGAAACCUGUUAACGAUAGAGACUCUUAAUGGAACAAUGAUUCUCAAAAGAGCAGAGCUUGAAGCAAAGCUGCAAGUUUUAAAGCAAACCUUGAAGAAAAAAUGGGUGGAGUUCAGAUCGCUGCAGUUACAGGAACAGCGUCUGCUUCAUGGUGACACAGGUAAUUGCCCAAGUUUGGAAAACAUGGACAUAGAUGAGUCGGUUUUGUUUGGAACCCUGCCAGGCCCAGGCCUGGCCCUCCUGGACCGGAAUCGCCUAUCCAGUGAGAGCAGCUGUCUGAGCUCCAUGACGAUGGACAGCGAGGACGGCUACCAGACGUGUGUGUCUGAGGACUCCAGCAGGGGAGGCUUCAGUCGACAGACAAGCACAGAUGAUGAGUGCUUUGUCCCCAAGGAUGGGGACGAUUUCCUGAAGAGGUCUUCUUUGAGGAGGAACCGGAGUGUUAGCACGGCCAGCAGUGGGUCCAUGUCCCCCUUGUGGGAGGGCAACUUCUCAAACAUGUUUGGGACCCUGCCCCGGAAAAGCAGAAGGGGCAGUGUCCGGAAACAGCUCUUAAAAUUCAUCCCUGGCCUUCACCGUGCAGUGGAAGAGGAAGAGAGUCGCUUUUGAUGGGUUGUCCUGACCUUUCUUAUUUCGUAAAUAUCUCUGGACUUGUUUAGACUAACUCCACCCAGCCUGGUGGGAAAUUGCAGAUGGAUUGCAAAACUGAAACUCCAUACCAUGACGAUAGAUAGUGACCUUUAUUUAAAUUUUUGUAUCAUAAGGUUUGCUUCUUAAAUCAUUUUUUGUAACCAGAAAAGCGCAGGUGAUAAACAGAAAGUAGGGGAACUAGGUAAUAAGUUGGAUAAGAUGACAAAUUAAGCACAUUCCUGCUCAUCCUAAUGCUGCCUGGGAAGACAAGGGUAAUAUUUAUUUUCUAGAUUGUGUGAAAAAUUGAGAACUUUUCAGUCAAGUGUAAAUAAAAGAGUGAUGGAAUAUAAUUAUUUGGGAUACCUUCCGUAGGUUCAUUGGUAGGUCAUAAAACUUUGCUUAAGAUCAGUAGCCUCCAGGGAGGCUUAAUAAUAGGUCAUUUUGAAUGUUUCUGUUUACAUCUGUGAAGGAUUAUAAACAAAGAGGAUCAUCAGCUA
Odobenus rosmarus divergens (Pacific walrus) is the source of this 1654-nucleotide messenger RNA. It is a transcript of the gene CYTIP, whose product is annotated as cytohesin 1 interacting protein. Gene Ontology annotation, cellular component: cell cortex. The record is from RefSeq and is a predicted model, not a curated record. Gene Ontology annotation, biological process: regulation of cell adhesion. The transcript has 8 exons. Bases 66 to 1136 code for a protein of 356 amino acids. Gene Ontology annotation, molecular function: protein binding. NCBI's taxonomy places the organism in Eukaryota, Metazoa, Chordata, Mammalia, Carnivora, Odobenidae.